Klebsormidium nitens is the source of this 2326-nucleotide messenger RNA. Lineage: Eukaryota; Viridiplantae; Streptophyta; Klebsormidiophyceae; Klebsormidiales; Klebsormidiaceae. The record is from the annotation of a GenBank genome assembly.
GAAGACAAGAAAGUCAGCAAGAUCCAGCCAACUUGCUGACUGCCUGCUGACUGCCGACGCUCCCUUUGAACAGCUGAAGAGUCAUUUUCCUCCUCCUUGCUUCCUCCUGAUCAUUAGUGACCGCAGUAGACCGUCGAGGGAGCGCGACCCUAGGACAAGGCAUCUUUGUACCUAGUUUGGCGCGCAGGUUUGCUGUGGGCCAGCUUGCUUGUCCAUUUGAGAAGAAGACUCGUGGGGUCUGAACGGGUUGACUCUUUUAGUUUCCUGCUUUAGCUCACGGCUGUGCUUUGCACCUGGAAUGGCUCUUGAAAAUCGUAGGUAAUCUAGUCUGUCCAAUAAAGCCAGAAUGAAUACUCUGUGGGGGCCAUACAAGCUCAGUGGGGCCACGUCGUUGAGAAUCAAAGAGAGGAUGGCAGCUCGACAACAGGACACUGAUCUGGAUCAGGGCAGCGGGAAGAGGAUGCACCUAUCUGUCCUCCCUACAAUUGCAGAGCAUGCGGGGACCGAUCUGUUGAGCAAGUCCCUGACGCAGGAGCUCAAGGCUGCAGAAUGGAAGACUCCUGUGAGGCCCGCUUCUCCCAAUAGCAUCCUGGAAAGGGCGGAAAGCGACUCGCCCAGCUCCUCAGCAACGAGUGACAAGUCAGAGGAUCUGGAAGUGGAGCAGCAGGAUUCGGCAGAGGAGAUGGAGGAGGUGGAUCUCGUGUCUCCAACCUCGCCCUUGCCUGGGUUUGAGGCUCCAUCAGCCAAGGCACAAGCCAAGUCGCCGAUCUGGUGCCCUGCUCCGGUCUCCGUCCGCCCUUUCUGCCCUGAGUUUUGGUCCUCUUUCUCUUCCCCGACAAAGCCGUCCCCCUCUGUCUGGGCCUCACUGGAUUCCCCUAGCUCCCAGCCAGCUGGCAUAUGGACAACCCUACCCAGCCCCAAGCAAGAAAAACUUGCUGAGCGCAGUGCCUCUCCAGAGCCUCUACCCCUGUCCCCUAUCAGCUCUCCCAGCUCUCCCCCCCCCCCAACAUUCUCAGCCAGCAUCUACACCUCGGUGCCGAACAACGCACCGAUCAGCCGCAGCAUGCAGGCCGGGCGCGUCCCUGUCCUCGAGCGGGAGUUCUCAUUCAAGCUGGGGGUCACAGCGGCAGAGCCCCUCCCAGCGGCGUCUGCCAAGCACUUUACGCGGUCCCUUUCCCUGGGGGCGGCAGAGGCUGUGAGAGCGCACCCCCUGGCUGCCGUAAAAGCUAAGCAGGCAUUGCAUUCGGACGCGAACCGGCGUCCCGCAUCCGCUGAGAGGGCACUGGGAAAGCUCUCCUCCUCUUUGCCCAGCCCCAACUUUUUCCCUUCCAAUAGGAAGCCCCCAUCCCCUGGUACUAGCCCGGUGGUUUCUCCCCGCAGCCAGGGGGGCAGUUUUUCCCAGGGAGGCCCCCCCCCCAGGAAGCACCAGUGGUGCUGGCGUUGUGGCCAGAGGGGGGACCUGGCGACCACAUGCCUGGUUUGCACUGGGGACUUUGCAGUUUGCGGGGGGUGCGCUCACGAGAGGGCCGCAAAGGGGCGGCGCCCGGACACGUGUCUCUGCGGGGGUUGCAUGAGCAGACCCAUCGACCCCGCCGUGAUCGAGCGGAUCCAGAGGAUGAGCCGGAGUAGUUCAUUUGUGGGGAAGCAGACUGGGUUGGGGGGACCCCCCAAUGGCAGCGGCCAGCGAGGGGGGGGUGCGCUUAUACCGGCGCAGCACGCGGGGGGAGCGCUUAUACCUGCACAGCAUGCGGGAGGCGUUCGGAGCCGGUGACCAUGCAGGGCCGUGUGUCGGACUGCUGGGAUGCAGCCGGCCACACGGGGGCCCGUUUUGUACACUAGAGUUUUAGGGUUGUACAUGUGUAGUCUGAGACUCUGAAUUGUUGCACGAUACCUUUGUCUUGGUGAUAUAGGCCACUAUACCCUUGUCUUGGUGAUUUAGGCCAUUAGUUGUUGUCCGACAGUCACGUGGUUGCGCCGAAAUGGAGCUGUGGAGAGGCCCUUGGUCUAGGUGGAUGUUGUACAUUCGUUGUAGGUUCACUGUACCAUAGAAAAGUGCGGGAGAGGUGUCUUGAGUUGCAUGGACCCCAGCAAAGAGUUGCUUAAGGAAGUAGUUGAGCAAUUCAUUCUUUGGGGAGGGGGUUAAUGUGAUGCAUUGUUGGGAUCAAACAACGAAAGGAGUCGAAGCGAAGUUGUACUCCUCUGGAGGUUUGUGGAAAGUCUUACAUCUGGACAAGCAUGGCAGAUGGUGACUAAAAUCUUUGCACUUCGUGUGCAACAAGUGGGAGGGGGAGGUUUGUCUAAUUUCAACGCGCUCGACCAUUCUCUC